Molecule: messenger RNA, 3654 nt
Organism: Osmia bicornis bicornis
Lineage: Eukaryota; Metazoa; Arthropoda; Insecta; Hymenoptera; Megachilidae
Gene: Scp2
Product: calexcitin-2
Exons: 7
Coding region: 216-767 (183 amino acids)
Molecular function (GO): calcium ion binding
Source: RefSeq, a predicted model, not a curated record
CUGGAGCUCGGUGCGCGCACUUUGUGCUUUAUCUGUUUGUCAUUCGCGUCGCAUAUUCGCUCCAAAGUUUCGCCGCGAUUUCAUACGUUUUUUCCACGCUUGCACGCGUUUCAUUGACACGCUCCAGGUAUUCGUGCGGAAAUCCUUCGCGUUUUCAUCGCACCGUUCGAUUACACUGUCGAUCCAGCCGCGUUCAGCCCGAUCAGAUUAACAAGAUGUCACUGUCAGAGUUCCGUAAAAAGAAGUUACUCUACGUUUUCAACACCUUCUUCGAUGUCAAUCAAAGUGGCACGAUCGAUAGGAAGGAUUUCGAUCUUGCUAUACAACGAAUCAAUGAAAAUAGAGGAUGGAGUGCUGACAAUCCCAAAGCUCUAAGUAUAAAAGAAAAUUUACUGAAAAUGUGGGAGGGUUUGAGGUCAAGAGCUGAUACAGACCAAGAUGGCCAGGUUAGCCGAGAUGAAUGGUUUUCACUGUGGGAAGAAUACGCAAAAAAUCCAUCGAACCCAUCCGAAUGGCAACAAACAUACAUGACUUUAACGUUCCAGUUAUUCGAUGCAUCUGGUGACAAAUCGAUCGACGAGAACGAAUUCUGCAACGUGUGCAGAUAUCACGGGGUGGCUGAAACCGAGGCCAGGGAUGCUUUCAAAAAACUAGGGGUGGGUCAGGAAAUGAACUGGGAUAAAUUCACCAACCUCUGGAAGCAAUAUUUCUCCUCGGACGAGCCAACCGCAGCCGGAAACUUUAUUUUCGGGAAAACUUCCUUCUAACUCGUUUAUUUUUUUUUUCCACCCCCCUACGGAAUUCGAAUACGUAUACUGCACUUCCUUGCGUCGCAUUUUCUUUUUCAUUGUAAUUUUUUAAUUCACCCUAAGACGAACUCGAUUAAAUCUCUUUUCCUUUCAACAACGAAUUAAAUAUAUUUAAUUUCUUGAUAAUUUAAAGUUUCAACUACUUUCUACCCUCUUGGCGUUGUAAAUAAUCAUCCUCGUGAAUUCGAUUAUUCACGAACGGAUGAUAUGCUCGACAAAUAAUAUCGUUUCUAUCCGCUGGAUAAAAAUGGCGGCAAUUAAGUAUAUCUCAUUGUAUGUUUGUAUAUGUAGAGUAUUUAAAUGUAAGAGAGCAAAAGAACUCUAAUGAUCGUGACAUGUGCAAAGUCUUGUUCGUUCAGUGUCAAAAAAUCGUUGUGCUUUCGAACGAGAUAUAAAUAUUUCCCUCCAUUAUUGAACAAACGAUAUUCGCAGAGUUUAAGUGUAGCUUCAAUGUUUUCGUGUAACAUUGGAAACAAAGUCGACGUGGGGCAGUGUUUAAAGAAAAAGAAAAAAAAAAUCUUCGUGUAAUUAUCGGCAGGAGAAUUAGAAGAGAUUAAAAAAAAAAAAAGGUUUUAAAUGUUGGCUUAAUUAUCGUGUAAGAAGCAUCGCAGAAAUGAAACGUUAUAUUUUAAAAGCGUCAAUAUCGUCGUAAAUGUGUCUUAUAUAGACAUUAUUAUAUGCUGUUAUACUAAUAAGGAAACAGAUCAAAGUGUCUACGUUUGAUUUUAAUGAUUGCAAAUAUGGUAAUUAGAUCGAAAUAAACGACGCAAAUUUUUUGCAACUAGUCAAUUUCAACUUUAGAGGAUGAAAUUAUCCUCUAAAGUUGUAGCUUAAAAAUACUAAAUGUUUCAAAAACUAUCAUAGAUAUAAGAAUUGAUGGUAAGUAUUAAUUUAAUUAAGCAGCUAAAAUAUACCUCAAAUUUCGUCAAAAUUAAAAGUGGAUGCUUUGAUAUAUUUUCUUGUAAGAAGUGCAGAGGAAUGUACGUAUAUCUUACAGAAAUAUAUAAAUAUAAAUAUACAAAUGAAUACAUAUUAUAUUUGAACGACAGAGUUAUCAAUAAAUUGUAAUGAAAGAGAUUUUUAAAUUUUAAUCGAUGUUGACUUGAAGAUGCAGCCAGGGAAUUAAACAGCUGGUACAUAUUCGAAUUUUGAAAUGUUCAAUUCUCUAUUGCUCGAUGAAAUUUUUAAUUCAGCGUAAAAAGAAAUUAAAAUUUGAUGAAAUGAAAUAAUCAUUUAAUCCAUCAAAAGUGGGCAAUAGAAGAACAUUAAUGAAAAGUAAUAAAUCAAAAUACGAUUACUCACGCACACUCGUAUUCGUACAAUUCUGAAGAUUAUAUUUUGAUUUCGACAUCGUGCUACAAUAAUAGAUUGGAUUUUAAUACCAUGUGCUUUUCAAUUAGCCGCUUUGUUUCAGAUUACUCAUCAGUUCAUUAUUACAACUUUUUUUCAUUUAUUUGAGAUAGAAUUAUAGAAAAGAAGUACGAUUGUACGAAUACGAUUGAGAGAGAUUUAAUUGUACCCUUUGAAACUUGUCCUGUGCUUCAAGGUAUCAAACACUAUCGUUGUUCCGUGAUUUAACAUAGUGUGUUAUGUAAUUCUGAAUGUACAAUAAAAUGAAAUUGAAAAUAUCUACGCGGAAAUUGGUUUUGAUUGAGGUCCUGUAAACGAACACGAGUAAAUACAAUGAACUAUGUUAAACCUUGUUAAACUUUGUUGUUAAAUAUUUUUCUUACGAUAUCUAACUGAUUGUAAUUUAGAGAAAUAAUACUUGAAAUAUUAUUUUGCAAGUUUACCUACACGGAAUGCUUAAUAAUUGAUGGUAUAAACAGAUAAAUCUUCGUUAUAAGAAAAACAAAGUUUUUAUUUUCAUUACUAUCAAUCGAAUGGUUAAUAAUUAUCGAGCAAGUUGUUUUUUAAAUAUAUCAUUUGAGAUAAUUUCAGGAAUCACUGUGGAAUUUUUAUUGAUUGCACGAGUACUCGAUAAUUAUUCAAAAUAUACAAACAUUUUAAUUGAAAUAGUAAUAAUAUUAUAUAUUUUCUGUCUCUUUCUAUUAUACCAUUAAUUAGUACGCAUAUCUCGUACAUAUCAUUACACCAAUUAUAAAAUAAAAUGGUAUUCAAUUAUUAUAUUAAAAAUAUAUUCGAACGCUUCAGAUCAGUUUAUAAUUAAUGCACUGUAUGAAGAACGAGGAAAAAUUAUCGAAGCGAAGAAAACUUUAUCGACAUGUUAUGAGAACGACAGCUCAAUUUGUAAUAAUAAGUUUCAAACUCAACACGAAUUCUAGCAUCAAGGGCACGGAUUAUCGUAAAAUAUGCUUCCGGAAUUUGUUUCUAUUAUCAAUCACUGCCCGUGAAGGUAUGCCUGUUUCUAUACGCAUUAAAGAAGCCGAGUCAAUUACGACCCAAAUCUUUCUAAUGUUUUAUCAAUUAGAAAAAUAAUAUCUAAAGAAAUAGUAUACAAUUUAACGAAUCUAAAAUUGAAUUUAAAUUAUAAAUCAUUAGGUCAGUAAUAGCCCGGCUUCAUACUAAGAGGGCUGAAAAGCGAUUUACAUAAUGUACGACGAUAAAUUCUAACCCGUCGUUUAUUGCAGCGAAAAAUAAAAGAAUCAAGGAAUGAACGAGAACAAUUCACAAUCGUGAAUUUAAUUGGCGAAAAGAUAAUAACCGUGCCCAUUCGUUGUGAAAAACACAAGCGAUAUUGCUGUCUCUCGAAUUCGAUAUACAAUAAAUAUGUUAAUGGUGUUACUGACUGUUUUUGUGAAACGUGCCGAUAACAGCACAAGCGAAACUAUGUAAAAAAUCAAAUGCACGUUACUCUUGAAAUAAAGGUGUCUAUGGACUUCAA